This is a messenger RNA of Paralichthys olivaceus (Japanese flounder), 1384 nucleotides long. NCBI's taxonomy places the organism in Eukaryota, Metazoa, Chordata, Actinopteri, Pleuronectiformes, Paralichthyidae. The record is from RefSeq and is a predicted model, not a curated record.
ACAGAAAACUUCAGACUGACGAUGUUUCCUCUAAUGUCUCUGACCUCCAGGUGCUGGAGCCGCGCUUCAACGUGGAAGCUCUCGCUCUCCUGCUCAACAUCCCCCCCAACAAAACCCUGCUGAGACGCCACCUGGCCACGCACUUCCACCUGCUCAUCGGCUCAGAGGCUCAGCGGCUCAAACAAGACUGUCUGGAAAACCCCGACUACAGCGUCCUCACUGCCACGGCCAAGGUCAAGCCUCGACGACUGUCAUUCGGUGGGUUUGGAACUCUGCGAAGGAAACGUCAGGACGAUAACGAGGAGUACGUCUGCCCCAUGAACGUCGAAAUGCCCAAAAGCAGCAGCUUCCAGACGGGGGUCCGGAUCUACGAGGACACCCUCGACCACUUGGAACAGAUGGAAGACUCUGAGGGGACCGUCCGGCAGAUCGGAGCGUUUUCUGAGGGAAUCAACAAUCUGACGAACAUGCUGAAGGGCGACGAGUUCUUCCAGGAAGUGUCCGCCUGUCAUCCGGACGUCGACGCAGCAGAGACACUCGACAACAUGUGAAGCUUUGGUGGAAAAGAACAAUCUGUGCCAUCGUCGUCCUCAAACCUCCGAGUUAAAGAUCACCUGAGACGUUUCAUCUUUACAGUGAUGUUCAGUGACAGUCUCUGUGGUCAGUGAUAUUUAUUGAAGCUGUUAUAAUGCAUGAACUUCAAAUUCAAGGUUUGCAUUAAUGUACCUGCAUUUAUUUGUAUUACUCAAGUAGUCGGUGAGAUAAACAUACUUUCAAAUGUUCGUCUCGUUUUUAAGAGAUCUCACUCAGUCACAAGUCAAAUUCUAAUUUUGUGGUUAACUUUUUUAAAGUUAAUUCAAAAGGCAUCAAACUGUUUAAUGUUCAGAUUUGUCUUGGCUCUUUUUAAAGAAUUUAAGUGUCGGCAGACGCGUUUUAAAAUAGUUGUUUCCACCUGUAUCAUCCAUUUAAACAAAUCUGAACUCAAACAGUUUGUGGUCGGACUCCACCACAGAAAAUGUUUAACGUUGUGAGAAACUUGUGUAUUUGCUUUCUCACCAGGAACUAGAUUAGAAGAUGAAAAUCACUCAGCUCUGUGUCUAAAAACAGGAAAAACUGCCGAUUCGUCACCUAAAGCUCACUUUGAAUAUUGUUCACUACAAAACGUUCCAGCUCGUGACGUCACUAUGAUCAUUUGUUUUACUUCAGAUUGAACAAACAGGAUGUUUAGCUUCAGAUUUAGCGGAUGUGAGUGAUAUUCAUCUUCUAAUCAACAAAGAUCUUAACAUGCGUGAUGAAACUGUUCAAAACCAAAGUCUUUGUUUCUGAAAUCAACCAAAUGUUUUCUUCUGUUUUUCAAUUUUUGUUAAUAAAAACAAAAAAUAUA